CGAGGCCGGGCUCGAGCGGCAGCCAUCGGAUCCCGGCCUUGCUCGCGUUACAUGGACGGGCACAGGAUGCUGGCGGGUCAUCGAGGAUCGAUCGACGCAGAACCUCCGCGAAGACCGUCGCAGAGGGGGUCGUUCAGCAGAGGGAGCCCCAGCCGCUGGGCGGCGCGGUCAUCGAGGCCCACGCUCCCGGGGCUCAAGGCCGAGUCGUCGGUGCAGGAGUCGUUGAACGAGUUCCGGAAGGUCCUCGACAGGGAGCUCAAGGCGCUGGAGGGCCGCCUGCAGCAGUGCGCGCCGCCGGCGGCUGCUGCCGAGGCGGGCGGCACGACGCCCGGGACGCCGACGCACGUGGCGAGCGGCGGCUCGCUGGCGGAGGCGGAGGUGGAGGUCCCGAAGCCAGCGCCCACCCGGAGUGAGACGUGCGACACGCUGCUGACGCUCCCAGGGAACGUGCCCGCGAAGUUGCAGCCGCAGACGCUGGCGCCGCAGCGGGUUCCCCAGCGCUCGUCCCUGCGAAUGCCGUCCCCCCGCCUCGAGAGCAUCGACCUCGACCAAGGAGGCGACACCCCGAGCGCCCGCACGUCCCGCAAGGUGGUGUGCUUCGCGCCCGCCGCGCCGCCCCCGGGGGACGCGCCGCUCACCGCCGAGAAGUCGGCGUGGUCGAGGUUCGAGGACAGCCCCGACAAGGUGGACUCCCCCGUGGAGUCGGUGACCGGCCUCGAGGCGACGGCGCCCUCCCCUGUUCAGGACAGCGAGUGCCGCGACGCCAUCUCGAAGUCGGUCCCGGUGGCCAUCAUGAGCACGAACCGCGGCGCGGGGUCGGUGCUUUCCGACGACGACUCCCCCAUGAGGCGCCAGGGCGAGAGGCCGGAGAUCAAGCGGAGCUUCACGGCGGGGAGUUACACAGGCCAGCGCCUGCUGGUGCCGGGCGCCCCGUCCUUCGAGAUUCCGAUGAACAACUUCAAGGCGCCCUUGCAGGGCACAGCGGCGGACCAGGGUGGCGCCGCCGUGAGGAGUUCCGUCAACAGCGUGAUGUCGCAGAGCACCGCGCCGCUGGAGCUUCGGGACGCCUGGGUCUACAAGGGGUCCAAGCGGGCCGCCCAGCACCACUGCAGGAACGUGUGGCUGCGCAGGGACAGCACCUACUCGCAGAGCAGGGGCGGCGGCAAGCGCCGGGCCAUGCUGUCCAAGCUGGGCCUGGGCUUCGAGCACACGAUGAUUUUCACCGGGAUCAACCACAGCGGCUGGAUGGACUGUAAGAGAACCUGUGGCAAGCUUAACAAGAGGACGAUUCUUCAUCCGCAGUCUUCGAAGAAGCUCGUGUGGGAUCUGCUUGGGGUCCUCGCCGUCGCUGUGGACUUGAUCUUCACACCACUGCUAUUCUUCGAUUUGAAAGAAACUGUGGUGUUGAAUGUCCUCAACUGGCUGGUCAAUGCUUUUUGGACGUGCGAUAUAUUUGUGACCUUUCGUACGGGCUUCCUCAAAGAGGCCAAGGUCGUACUGGAUCCUCGUUUGAUCGCAUGGCAGUACGCGACUGGGUGGCUGUGCUUUGACAUGCUGGUCCUACUCCCAGAAUGGAUGACCGUUUUGAGCGGAGAUUCUUCGCCCUCGGGGAGCGUGUCUGUGUUGCGGCUAGCCAAAUUGUCCAGGCUCAUGAGGUUAGCCCGGCUGGUGAAAAUUAAGAAGUUGAUUUACGCUUUGCAGCUCAGAGUCAAUUCGAAUCGAGUCAUGCAUUUUCUUCGCGUGGCCAUGAUGAUUUUGGGCGUCUUGGCAACCUCGCACGUCAUCGCUGGCUUGUGGUGGUGGAUCGGAAGCGACAACAACGGUUGGCCGACAUCUUCUCUUCUCGAUGGCAGUUUAACUGACAAGUACUUCGCGUCGCUGCACUGGGGAAUCACGCAGCUACACGGAUCGAUGCACAUCUCAGCCACGAACACAAUGGAACACAUUUUCAGUGCAGCUGUGUUGCCUAUGUGUCUUGUAAUGGUCUCUCUCAUGGUGAGUACGAUAACUACGGAUCUCCAGCAGAUGAAGGACUUCAACAAAGACGUGAUCGCUCAGAAGAUGGUGCUCUGCUCAUUCCUUGAGAGGAACAGGAUAUCACAGAAAACUUCAGCGCGCUUGAAGAUCUGGCUCGAGAAGGCCGCGCUGAACAGGCAGGAGCAGGACGAUGACCAGCGGCUCAUGGAGCUGCUCCCCAUUCACAUGCAGCAGGAACUGCUCGUGGAGAUACGCUCCCCGUCCAUCACGUGCCAUCCGUUCCUGUGCUUCAUGAAUUUGGUUUUCCCGCGCUUCAUCCGGGAGAUGGCGUUCGACGCCUUGGGCCAGGACCUGCCCCAGACUGGCGACAUCAUCUUCAGCGACACCGACGCCUGCAGCGUCAUGCGCACCGUGGUGCGAGGCGUUUUCCAGUACAGGCCGCCGAGAACGUGCCAGGACCUCAUCAAGUUCAUGCCCAAGCACAAGCAGCCUCGCCACAGCCUGUCUUCAGGGCAGCCCCGCACCAGCAGGAAUAGUUCCACGCCCAUGCGGAGCAGCUUCACGCCCUCUGAGAGGUUCAUGCCUCGCUUGAGCGCCCUGAGCAGGGGCAUCACCUGGAGCGCAUCUUUUGGCGGUGAGAAAGCAGCCGACAUCGAGAUCGACAUGACCCACGGGUGGUGGCUCAGCGAGAUCGCCCUGUGGACCCCGUGGGAGAAUGUCGGCACCCUGGAGACGAUCGAGGACGGCGUCCUGCUGCUGCUGCCGAGCGAGCGGCUUGUGGACAUGAUGCAGCGCCACAACAACCACGCCCUGCGCUCCACGUUGUGCACCUACGCGAGCUGGUUCCUCAGGACAGUCAACGAGCUGCCGCGGGUCGAGCUCUCGGACAUCUUCGUGCACCCGCAGGCCUGGCGCGAGGACGUCGCCGGGGCCGUUGGCAACGUCGGCAGGGAGUCGGAGGCCACGGAGCCCAGCAGGGACAGCGAGGCUAGCUAGGGAGAGCCAGAGAGCCGCCUCGCCCGGCGAUGGGGCAGGACGCGGGGGGCGGAGGUGGGCGGGGGCGGCG
This is a messenger RNA of Prorocentrum cordatum, 3043 nucleotides long. The record is from the annotation of a GenBank genome assembly. NCBI's taxonomy places the organism in Eukaryota, Dinophyceae, Prorocentrales, Prorocentraceae.